CAUUCGAGUUCUAGACAUCAACAACGUAGCAUACUCAUACUCUUACAAGCAAAGUGAAAAAUUUUGAAAUACGUGAAUAGUGUGACAGCGAUUGUGUUGAAACAAAAUAACCGACGCUUCUUCCCGGUUUGGAUUUUAAUUUCAGGAGAUAUUUAAUAAAAAAAUAAAAUAAACGACAAUGCAUACAUAUAGAUCAUAUGCAGCACAUGUGCACGAUAGCGUGAACCCAGAUCAGAAACCGUUAGUUGGCGAUUUGAUUGCCACACAAUACGUGAAAUCACAGACACCGCCGCCUUCGCCAAACGGAUCCCACUCCAGUCCCGACACAUCACUAAACAGCAGUCGCAUGAGCGGCAAUGACAUACCUACAGAUCCAUCGGUGCGCCGUUAUCGUACCGCCUUCACACGCGAUCAAUUGACACGUCUCGAAAAGGAAUUCUUCAAAGAGAAUUAUGUGUCGCGUCCGCGACGUUGCGAGCUAGCUUCACAAUUAAAUCUGCCCGAAUCGACGAUUAAAGUUUGGUUCCAGAACCGACGCAUGAAGGAUAAGCGCCAACGCAUUGCGGUCGCCUGGCCCUAUGCCGCCGUCUACUCCGAUCCAGCCUUUGCCGCUUCUUUAUUGCAAGCCGCCGCCAACAGUGUGGGCAUGCCAUAUCCACCGUAUGCCGCACCAGCCGCCAAUCCGAUGUUAGCCGCUACCGCUAUGCCAAUGCCCGGCCACUAUGCACCAUACCGUUACAAUCCAUACGCACCGAUGGCAGCACGCGCGGUGCCACCGCCAACAAUGCAACAGCAUCACGGCGUCUCCGCACAUGCCUUGGCCGCCGCAGCCGCCUCAUCGGGUUAUCCCAACGUAUUGGGCGGCAUAGCACCACCACAUCCUGCGUACGGUGCAUUUAACAGUUUGCCACCCAAACAACAGACACCACCACUCGAUUUGCAUUCAUCCGCAUCAUCGCACUCAUCGACGCUCUCGUUGAGUCCCACCGGUUCGGAUCACACCAAAGUUUUCGAACGCACACCGGUGACCGUUGCCAUACCCAGCGCAACCGUAACCAGCAGCCGUAGCAACAGCAGUGCUGAAUUCAUUAGUGUUACACAUGAAAGCAACAACAACACUUUGAUUGCCACAAAUACUAAUGGUACUUUGUAUAACAGCGAACAUAUUGCCACUCCACUGCCUGCCACCAUCAAUGAACUGAGUCAUCAUCUAACCACCACACAGUCGGUUGGUCUAUUGAUGAGCCAAAAUAACGGUACAAGCGGUGCCACCAAACGUCGCGCAUACACGCCACCACAAACAGCUGUCUCAGAGCCGAAACCGAAGCUCUUCAAGCCCUACAAAACCGAGUCUUAAGCGUGCUUAAGUUUCAUGCUUUGGAUGGGUGGGGCAUAGUGGCCAUCACCACUGCAGGUGCAGUAGCAAGCGAGACAGAGAAUGUAGUUGAUUGGUGAGCAGCCGACGGGCUUAAAACUAACGGUGUGGAGUGUGGAAACAGCGUAUAGUCUAAUAAUCAAACAAAUCAAGUGCUGUGAUAAACAAAUUUAUGUGUCUGUAUGUGUGUGUGCUACUAUUUGGGCUUAGUCUGGCAUUAAGUGUUGUUAGUUAUUUAAUUUCCGGUACGAGUUAGUGACUUAAAGUAAUUAAAUAAUAGUGAUUACAGUAAAUUAAGUAUUUAAUAGUAGAAAUCGGCAAAUCCAAGUACCACGGACUGUGGUAGGAGAGGAUAAAUAAAAUAUUAAUACAGGAAAAUGUAAAAUGUUGUGUAAAAUAAUUUUUAAGUAAAUGUAAUUAAUAUAGAUAGUUAUAUAAUUUUGAAGUUAAGACUCAACGAGAGCGUAUUUUAGUUAUGAGUGUAUAAAAAGAAGAAGAAGAAAAAUAAACUGUUUUAUUGUCAUA
Bactrocera dorsalis (oriental fruit fly) is the source of this 1900-nucleotide messenger RNA. RefSeq names its product segmentation protein even-skipped (gene eve). The record is from RefSeq and is a predicted model, not a curated record. The transcript has 2 exons. The coding region runs from base 179 to 1357 and encodes 392 amino acids. Gene Ontology annotation, cellular component: nucleus. Gene Ontology annotation, biological process: regulation of transcription by RNA polymerase II. Lineage: Eukaryota; Metazoa; Arthropoda; Insecta; Diptera; Tephritidae. Gene Ontology annotation, molecular function: DNA-binding transcription factor activity, RNA polymerase II-specific; RNA polymerase II cis-regulatory region sequence-specific DNA binding.